This is a messenger RNA of Folsomia candida, 1782 nucleotides long. RefSeq names its product propionyl-CoA carboxylase beta chain, mitochondrial. NCBI's taxonomy places the organism in Eukaryota, Metazoa, Arthropoda, Collembola, Entomobryomorpha, Isotomidae. Gene Ontology annotation, molecular function: propionyl-CoA carboxylase activity. Bases 105 to 1688 code for a protein of 527 amino acids. Gene Ontology annotation, cellular component: mitochondrion. The record is from RefSeq and is a predicted model, not a curated record. The transcript has 8 exons.
AGAAGCGGGUUGAGCUGGAUUUUGCUGGAGCACACACUUGAUUUUUUUUCAGGAAUUGUAAAAACAAUUAAAAUUCCUUAAGUAAAUCGACGACAAAUUUCAAAAUGAUGUCGACGACCUUUCUUUUGAAACAAUGUGUGCGUCGGUAUUGUCUCGGUGCGCGACAAACUUUAGCCGUUCAGGAUCGAAUUCGUGAUAAGAGGGAGCAGGCCAACCUGGGCGGUGGGGUCAAGAGGAUAGAAACUCAGCAUAAAAAGGGAAAACUCACUGCUCGAGAACGCGCUCAUGUUCUCUGCGACCCUGGAACGUUUACAGAAUUCGACAUGUUCAUGGAACACACUUGUGCAGAUUUCAACAUGGAGAAAGAAAAGUAUCCGGGCGAUUCCGUCGUGACGGGGAAAGGGCUCAUCAACGGCAAGCUGACCUACAUCUUUAGCCAAGAUUUCACCGUUUUUGGUGGCAGUUUGAGUAGCGUGCAUGCCAAAAAAGUCUGCAAGAUAAUGGACCAAGCCAUGCUCGUCGGUGCCCCCGUAAUCGGCCUGAACGACUCUGGCGGUGCUCGAAUUCAAGAAGGUGUCGAAUCUUUGGCCGGAUAUGCCGACAUUUUCCAGCGAAACGUCGAAGCUUCCGGGGUCGUUCCGCAAAUCUCUUUGAUCAUGGGGCCCUGCGCGGGCGGAGCAGUUUACUCCCCAGCCCUCACCGAUUUCACGUUCAUGGUCAAAAACACAUCGUACCUCUUCAUCACGGGACCCGACGUGGUCAAGUCGGUCACCAACGAGGACGUCACCCAGGAACAGUUGGGCGGCUCGAAGACGCACACGACCCUGUCCGGCGUGGCGCAUAAAGCGUUCGAAAAUGAUAUCGAUGCUCUACUCAAUAUACGAGACCUGAUGUCCUUCCUCCCCUCGUCUAACCGCGAAGGCGCCCCCAUCAUUGAAGCCGUCGACCCUUGGGACCGCGACGUUCCCGUUCUCGAUGGCGUCGUCCCACUCGAAUCGACACAAGCUUACGACAUGGGCGACGUCAUUCUCGGUGUGGUCGAUGAUCGCGAAUUUUUCGAAAUUAUGCCCGCUUACGCCAAAAAUAUUAAGAUUGGGUUCGGCAGAAUGAACGGAAGGACGGUCGGGAUUGUCGGGAAUCAGCCCAAAGUGGCGGCUGGGUGCUUGGACAUCAACGCUUCCGUCAAGGGGGCGAGAUUCGUCCGUUUCUGCGAUGCUUUUAACAUCCCCAUCAUAACUUUUGUCGACGUACCGGGAUUCUUGCCAGGAACGGCGCAAGAGUAUGGAGGAAUUAUUCGACACGGUGCUAAACUUUUGUACGCCUUUGCGGAAGCGACUGUUCCAAAAAUUACCAUUAUUACGAGAAAAGCCUACGGUGGUGCUUACGACGUCAUGUCAUCCAAACAUUUACGCGGCGAUGUCAACUACGCCUGGCCAACUGCCGAAGUUGCCGUGAUGGGUGCUAAAGGAGCCGUCUCGAUUCUCUACAGGGGCCAAACCGAUGUCAAAAAAUACGAGGACGAAUACGUCGACAAAUUUGGGAACCCAUUCCCCGCCGCGAUUCGCGGCUAUGUGGACGACAUCAUCGAGCCGAGAGCCACACGAAGGCGAAUUUGUCAAGAUUUGGAUGCUCUAGCCAACAAAAAAUUGACAAAUCCGUGGAAAAAACAUGGAAAUAUUCCACUCUAAAAUAUUAGGAUAGAAGAAAUUCAUGACAAAUUUUAUUUUGGUUAGGAAAUAUUCCGUAGGAAAAACUGAAUCUAAACAAAUUUAGUCUAUUUUA